AUGAUGGUACGACUGCUGCUGCCUUCUGGUAGCUUUUUGGCGACCUUCUGCUGGUCACAGCUUGAGGAAGCGAGUCGCGUCGAUCGUCACACUACGUCGAAGGGUGGCAGCAGAACCGGCAACGUACGGCAGCUCCACCAACGGACAAUUGCGCAAAGUAUCAUACAGCUAAAAGAAACGAAACGCUUGAGAGCGAACGAACCAGACGCGACGGACGGACGGACGGACGGACGAUAA
Soboliphyme baturini is the source of this 237-nucleotide messenger RNA. NCBI's taxonomy places the organism in Eukaryota, Metazoa, Nematoda, Enoplea, Dioctophymatida, Soboliphymatidae. The record is from the annotation of a GenBank genome assembly.